AUGGAUUUCGUUCAUCCAAAAUCUGCAGAAUGUACAAAAACCGAACUUGAUUUAUUUUCUGUCCCACCAACACAAGUCAGUUUAGAAAAGGGGCAUUGGAUUGAUCAUCAACCUGUGUCCAGCGUAUCUGAAAAUGGACCAAUUACAUUUUUAGCGCCCGGCACUGAAGAUUAUGUUGACAUGUCUAAGACAAUAUUGGUAGCUAGAGCGAAAGUAACAAAAGCCGAUGGUGGGGAUAUCGAUGAUGACACUAAAGUUGGACCUGUAAACAAUUUCUUGCACAGUUUGUUCAAGCAAGUUGACGUGUUUCUAAAAGGAAAGUUAGUUACACAAGCAACAGGAACAUAUCCAUAUCGUGCAUAUCUCGGCACACUUUUAAAUUAUGGUCCGUCAGCCAAACAAUCACAUUGGUACAUUGUUUGA
Messenger RNA from Xenia sp. Carnegie-2017, 423 nucleotides. RefSeq lists its product as uncharacterized. The record is from RefSeq and is a predicted model, not a curated record. The transcript has a single exon. Bases 1 to 423 code for a protein of 140 amino acids. NCBI's taxonomy places the organism in Eukaryota, Metazoa, Cnidaria, Anthozoa, Malacalcyonacea, Xeniidae.